Taeniopygia guttata (zebra finch) is the source of this 4992-nucleotide messenger RNA. RefSeq names its product endothelin converting enzyme 1 (gene ECE1). NCBI's taxonomy places the organism in Eukaryota, Metazoa, Chordata, Aves, Passeriformes, Estrildidae. Gene Ontology annotation, biological process: peptide hormone processing. The record is from RefSeq and is a predicted model, not a curated record. Gene Ontology annotation, cellular component: plasma membrane. Gene Ontology annotation, molecular function: metalloendopeptidase activity.
GCUUUUAAGCUUUUCUUUAAAAAUUACUUAACCUGUAGUCAGGGCUCUAUACACAACUAGGGACUCCCCCAAAACCUUUUCCCUGCACCCCUGAUUAACACCGGCACCCCUGAUUAACACCAGAAGUCGCUAAUUACCCCCGGACAUCCUAAUUAGCAAGCUGAGCCUCGCUGGGCGCUGGCUGUAGAGGUGCGGGGGCACCCAUGGGUGCUGGGGGUGGGCACCGCUUUGCCAGGCGGGGCUUUGGGGGUGACUUGGGGGGGCUCAGGGUGGACUCGGGGUGUUGGAGGGGCUGGGGGGAGGCGAGGAAUGGCCAUGGCGAUGGUGGCCGCGGUUGCUCCGAAAUGGCGCCCGGACGGGAAUUGAAAGCGGCCGGCGGAGGCGCGGGGUGCCCGGUACCGGAGCGGGGUGCCCGGUACCGGAGCGGGGCUCCCCCGGCGGGGCAGAGCCGGGCCCUGGGGACCCCCCGCGCCUUGUGGGGGUGUGCGGGCUCCGAGCACGUGGGGCUUAUUGUUUAUAGAGCGAAGGAGCCAUUUGGGGCUAUUAAAAGCUAUUUAACGCCGCGAUUUUUGUAAGUUGUAUAGAGGGUGAAACUCCCCUCUGUAUGGGGUUAAAGUGUGGGUGCUCCCACCCUGUUGGAGCGGGGAGAAUGCAUUUUUAUUAGGAUUGAAGUAAAUAACGGCUUGGAGGGGGGAGGUGUAUGACAAAAUCUACCCCAUUUUGCCCCCCCCCCAAAAAGGGGGGCUCCUGCUUCACCUGCUGGAGAGGGUGGGGAGCACCCCGAGGUGCUACUAUGCCCCCAGUGUGAAGGAUAUGGGUGUUAAAAAAUACCUCCCGGGCCCAGUUUCCCCUCAAAUUAAGGAUACUGGGGGUCGAUCCCAGUGCCUCUCGGAGGUGUUUGGGGGAGCUCGGGCUCAGUUUGGAUUCUCUGAUGGCUGGUACCGGGUUGAGCCAGCACAUCUCUUGUGAAAGGAGAACAGAAAGGGAUUCUUUUUUUUUGUCUUUUUCCUGGUUUUCAGGCUGGGGUAGGCGGGGUGGGGGAUCGCUGAGGAAAAAAAGAUUGCGUUUCCUCAGGAAAUGGAGUGAAAGCUGGGAUUCCAGGAAUUUGGUGUUGCGGAGCCCUGGAGGCUUCAUGAAUCCCCCCCACCGCGUGAGCGGCGAUUUGUGCCCGGAGCUGCCAAUUUCAACCAUGUGCGAAGUCCUAAAAUAGGUGGAAAAAAAGUGAAAGGGGUUGGGAAAAAAUAGGAUCUAAAUAGAGAUUUUCCCCACGAUAAAAUCUUGCAGUUGAGGCUCUUUCGUCUCACGGUUCUCAGGCUCCAGGCGGGCGCCCAGGGGAGAUUUUGGGGCUGCAAACAGAGAUUUCGGUACAACCAAGGAGGGAAACCACCUCUUUGUUUUAACCCUUUUUCUUCCCUAGAUGUCGACCUACAAGCGGGCAACGCUGGAUGAUGAAGACCCCCUGGAGUCCCUUGGUGAUGGUGAUGGAUACCCCAAUGGCUUUCAGGUGAACUUCCGCGGCUCACGGGGCAGCCGGGGGUGCUGGGCCGAGCGGACACGUGCUGAGAAGCAGCUGCUGGUGCUGGUGGGGGUGCUGGCAGUGCUGCUCUUGGCCUGUCUGCUGGGACUCAUCUUCCAGUACAGAGCCAGGCCACCAGCCGUGUGCCUGUCGGAAGCCUGCAUCUCCAUCACCAGCUCCAUCCUCAGCUCGCUGGACCGUGCGGUGAAUCCCUGCGAGGACUUCUUCAGCUACGCCUGCGGGGGCUGGAUCAAGGCCAACCCCCUCCCUGACGGUCACUCGCGCUGGGGCACCUUCAACAACCUCUGGGAGCACAACCAGGCCAUCAUGAAGCACCUGCUGGAAAACACCACGGCCAAUGUGUCCAGCGAGGCAGAACGCAAGGCACAGCGCUAUUACCAAGCCUGCAUGAAUGAGAGCAAGAUCGAGGAGCUGCGUGCCACCCCACUCAUGGAACUCAUCCAAAAGCUGGGUGGCUGGAACAUCACAGGUACCUGUGCCGGUGACAACUUCAACGAGACGCUGCGGGAGGUGACGGCGCAUUAUCGCACCUCGCCCUUCUUUUCCGUCUACGUCAGCGCCGACUCCAAGAACUCCAACAGCAACGUCAUCCAGGUGGAUCAGUCGGGGCUGGGCCUGCCAUCGCGGGAUUACUACCUGAACAAGACUGAGAAUGAGAAGGUGCUCGCUGGGUACCUGAACUACAUGGUGCAGCUGGGGAUGUUCCUGGGAGGCACCGACGAGGAGUCCACGCGGCAGCAGAUGCAGCAGAUCCUGGACUUUGAGACGGCCUUGGCCAACAUCACCAUCCCGCAGGAGAAGCAUCGGGAUGAGGAGGUCAUCUACCAUAAAAUGACAGCAGGAGACCUAAAGGAGCUGGCACCGGCUGUGGACUGGAUGCCCUUCCUCUCCACAGUCUUCUACCCCGUGGAGCUCAACGAGUCAGAGCCCGUUGUGGUCUAUGCCAAGGAGUACCUGGAGCAGGUCUCUGACCUCAUCCUGGCCACGGAUAAGUGUCUCCUCAAUAACUACAUGAUCUGGAACCUGGUGCGGAAAACCAGCCCACUCCUUGACCAGCGCUUCCGGGAUGCUGAGGAAAAAUUCAUGGAAGUGAUGUAUGGGACAAAAAAGAGCUGCCUCCCACGCUGGAAGUUUUGCAUCAGUGACACGGACAACAACCUGGGCUUCGCCCUGGGGGCCAUGUUUGUCAAGGCCACCUUUGCUGAGGACAGCAAGCAGGUGGCGGAGGAAAUGAUUGCGGAGAUUAAAACUGCCUUCGAGGAAAGCCUGGAGACCCUGCAGUGGAUGGAUGAAGAGACGAGGAAAUCAGCCAAAGAGAAGGCAGAUGCCAUCUACAACAUGAUUGGCUAUCCGAAAUUCAUCAUGGACCCCAAGGAGCUGGAUAAAGUAUUUAAUGAUUACGAGGCCGUGUCCGACCUCUAUUUUGAGAACGUCAUGCAGUUUUACAACUUCUCAGCCAGGGUCACGGCUGACCAACUCCGGAAACCGCCAAACCGGGACCAGUGGAGCAUGACACCUCCAACGGUCAACGCGUAUUAUUCUCCUACCAAAAAUGAGAUUGUCUUCCCUGCUGGCAUCCUCCAGGCCCCCUUUUACACCCGUGCAUCCCCCAAGUCCCUGAAUUUUGGUGGGAUUGGUGUGGUGGUGGGCCAUGAGUUGACACAUGCCUUCGAUGACCAAGGCCGGGAAUAUGACAAAGAUGGCAACCUGCGUCCCUGGUGGAAGAAUUCCUCAGUGGAGGCCUUCAAGCAUCAGACAGCGUGCAUGGUGGAGCAGUAUGGCAACUACACUGUCAACGGUGAGGCAGUCAAUGGCAAGCACACCCUCGGGGAGAACAUCGCUGACAACGGGGGUCUCAAGGCUGCCUACCGGGCAUAUCAAAACUGGCUGAAAAAGAAUGGGGAUGAAGAAACACUCCCAACUCUCGGCCUCACCAACUACCAGCUCUUCUUCGUUGGCUUUGCACAGGUGUGGUGCUCAAUUCGCACACCAGAGAGCUCGCACGAGGGGCUCAUCACCGACCCCCACAGCCCCUCACGUUUCCGUGUCAUCGGCACCGUCUCCAACUCCCCGGAGUUUGCGGAGCACUUCAGCUGCCCCCCGGGCUCCCCCAUGAACCCCCUCAAGAAGUGUGAAGUCUGGUGAUGGGCAAGUGCCCAAGGGAACCAGCUUUGUCCUCUGCCAACAGCUGGGCUUCCCAGUCCUUUGAGGCUCAAACCACUUCUCCAUGCCACGGAGAGCCCGACUCUUCAGCCGGAGCAGUGUCUGUGCCCCUGGCAUUGUCCGAGGUUCAAUCCACUGUGAAAACUCCUCAUCCCCCUGCUUCUUGGUGAAAUGACUUCAGUUUGGGGGUCUCUUCUUUCCCACCAUGACCGGGCCGAGUGCCGAGGCACAGGCAUCCGUGGGCACUGCCUGUAUUUACGCAUACAGCGCUCCAGCCUGGAAACCCCCUCUGUUUUGGAGGUGAUAAAGGGAACCCCCAGCAGCAGCAGGUUUGUUUGCGUGUCUAAAUACAAAUGAUGUACCACCUUCUCUCCAAAGAUGCGCACAUGAGGGUGGAAAAUAUUUUAAGAUAUAUUUUUUUGGGGGGGGAAAUACAUAUAUUUUUUUCAUGUGUUGUAGAAUACACUGGAAAUUUUCAGGGAAAAUGCAUUUUAAAGCCUUUUUUUAGUAAAAUAUUAGUAUAUUUAUUAUUUUUUUUUUUACUUAGUGCAGCCGUAGGUGCAGUACCCCGUGGUGACAGUCCCUUGGCCAGGGAAGCUGGGUAGGGCUGUGGAUAACUUUCCAGUCUUGGAUCCUAUGUUUCUCUGGAGGGACUAUCCUCAGAGGAUGCUGAUGGGAAAAUUAGGGACAGCAGGCCUGGGGACAGGGCUGGAGGAUGCUGCAAGUCACAGAGGCUGUGCUGGGAUGCUGCAGCUCCUGGGAUUAACUUUAAUUUCAGAGUGUAAAGGGAAAAAUUGACGUAACCAAAGAUGUAACCAAGGUGGUGAUGGGGUGGAUGAAGCAUCCUGUUCUCUCUCCUGUCUCCUCUGAAGCCAGGCCAGCCAGGAUUUCCUGGCCCUAAAGUUUCCCAGACAAGUGCAGGCGGUUCCUGCCGCUGCUUCUCUCAUGCCGAGCCUGCCCUCUGCCCGGGAAACUGCAAGCCCUGAAAGCACCAUGUGCCCCCAAAACUCUGCCCCUCCACAGCUGGUUUGGCACCAGUGUGAGAAGUGAUCAGGAUGGGGCUGAGGGACUUUUUAAAGGGAUGUUUUUAGUACUUGUUUUGAGGGGAAAGCACUGACAGGAGCUCAGGUGCUGUGUGUUGUUGUCUUGCUCUAGACAAAGUAGAGACAUAGAGGGAAUUUUUAAUAUUUAUAUGUAAAGGGAGGGAUGGAAGGGGCUGGUUUUUUGUAACUAUUUUUUCACCCUAAGCAUGAGGCUUAUUGUAAUUGAAAUAAUAAAUACUUUUUACUGGA